Molecule: messenger RNA, 3770 nt
Organism: Quercus robur (English oak)
Lineage: Eukaryota; Viridiplantae; Streptophyta; Magnoliopsida; Fagales; Fagaceae
Product: protein argonaute 7
Exons: 3
Coding region: 464-3511 (1015 amino acids)
Biological process (GO): regulatory ncRNA-mediated post-transcriptional gene silencing
Cellular component (GO): cytoplasm
Molecular function (GO): RNA binding; protein binding
Source: RefSeq, a predicted model, not a curated record
AUGGAUCAUCAUAAAAAUGUUCUUAAAGCCCUAAACACUAACACAUAAUACUCUUUGUAUCCAGAUUGCGCAACUCCAAAAUGGACAGUACCAUUGUUUAGUGGCUUUUAUAGUUCUUUAUAAAGCAAAAUCCAGGGUCCCCUCUCUUUUUUUCUGCUUUGAAAUAUACAUACCAAGCAUCAUACUACUUUCUCUUAGAGCUGAACACAUAGAAACCUCAAGAAUUAAAACCGAAACUCCCUCUCUGUCCCUCUCUCUCUCUCUCUCUCUCUCUCUCUGCAAUAAAUACAAGUCUGCUGAGAGCCUGAGACACCUUACCCAGUUCUUACUGAUAUCAAAAUCAGAACUUUUUUCUCUCUCUCUUAUCAAAAUCAGAACUUUUUGCUAUCUCUCUCAUGCCUAUAAAGCCAUAAACUUCUAUUAGCUAUUUCUCCCUCAGUCUUGUUUUUCUCUCAAACAAGUAAUGGAGGGAACAGAAGAGUCCAAUGCUAAUAAGAAAUGCACCACCAAAACAAGGAGUUUUAGAGGCAGGGCCAACCCUCACAAGUAUCAGUAUCAGUAUCAGUAUCAACACCAGCUCUUACAGUACUCAAAUCAGUAUGGUUUCUGCAACCAAAACCAGUACCCGAGAUACUACCCAGCUUUGCUUCCACUACCUCCUCAAAUACCACUUCAGCUGGCUUUGACUCCACCUCUCCCUCAAAACCAGAGCUUUAGAACAAAAACCCAUCUCCAAAAACCUUCAUGCAAGCUCAACAGCCCUCCUCCUGCUGCCUCCUCUGAAACCCAUGUCCAAAAUGUUACAAUUUCACCAGCUCCAGAGGAAGUCCAAAGGCCAAAAAGUUUACCCCCCAAAGAUGAUAAUGGAAGAAGGAUCAUAGGUUCAAGGACUUCACAAGCACUAGUGGCUGCAAGGAGACCAGAUUCUGGGGGUGUUGAAGGGCCAGUUAUCUCUCUCAUAGCCAACCAUUUUCUUGUUCGAUUUGAUCCAUCACAAAGAAUUUUCCAUUACAAUGUUGAAAUCUCUCCUAAUCCCUCAAAAGAAAUUGCCCGAAUGAUCAAACAAAAAUUGGUUGAGGAAAAGUCAGCUGUGCUCUCUGGUGCUCUACCAGCCUAUGAUGGUCGAAAGAAUCUUUACAGCUCGGUUGAAUUCCAAAAUGAUAGGCUUGAAUUCUAUGUAAGCCUCCCAAUCCCCACUAGUAAGUCAACUUUGCCAAAUGGAGAAUUUAGUAACUUGCUAGAGAAGCAUCAACAGCAUAAGCAAUUUCGAAUAAACAUCAAACUUGUGUCAAAGAUUGAUGGAAAGGAGUUAAGUAGUUACUUGAGCAAGGAGGGAGACGAUUGGAUCCCUCUUCCUCAAGAUUAUCUCCAUGCUUUGGAUAUUAUUUUAAGGGAAAGUCCGACGGAGAAAUGUAUAUCUGUUGGGAGGUCACUGUAUUCAAGUUCAAUGGGAGGAACUAAAGCAAUUGGAGGUGGAGCAGUUGGAUUGAGAGGGUUCUUUCAGAGUCUUCGCCCAACCCAACAAGGACUUGCUCUCAAUGUAGAUUUCUCUGUGACCGCUUUCCAUGAAAGCAUUGGAGUUAUCCCCUAUUUGCAGAAGCGGCUUGAAUUUCUUCGAGACCUUUCUCAAAGGAAGACAAGGGGUUUAAUUGAUGAAGAGAGGAAGGAAGUGGAGAAGGCAUUGAAGAACAUCAGGAUCUUUGUUUGCCACAGAGAAACUGUUCAGAGAUAUCGGGUCUAUGGCUUAACUGAGGAAGCUACUGAAAAUCUUUGGUUUGCAGACAGGGAUAGAAAGAAUCUGAGGCUGGUGACUUACUUCAAGGAUCACUAUAAUUAUGAUAUACAGUUCAGGAACUUGCCAUGCUUGCAAAUUAGUAGGAGAAAACCAUGUUAUCUUCCUAUGGAGCUUUGUAUGAUUUGUGAAGGCCAGAAGUUUCUUGGGAAGCUUUCAGAUGAUCAGAUUGCAAGAAUACUUAAGAUGGGAUGCCAACGACCUAGACAGAGAAAAGAAAUUAUAGAUGAAGUCAUGAGAGGACCUGUUGGGCCAACAAGUGGCACACAAGGCAGAGAGUUCAACCUCAAUGUUUCGGUAGAAAUGACCCGAUUAAAUGGAAGAAUUCUUCAACCUCCUAAACUAAAGCUUGGUGAUGGUGGCCAUGUGAGAGACUUGGUUCCUUCCCGUCAUGACCGACAGUGGAACCUUCUUGACAGCCAUGUUUUUGAAGGAACUAAGAUUGAAAGGUGGGCACUGAUAAGUUUUGGUGGCACCUCUGAUCAAAAGUCAUACAUUCCAAAAUUUAUUAACCAGCUAUCACAGAGGUGUGAACAACUAGGCAUCUUUCUUAACAAAAAUACAAUUGUUAGCCCCCAAUUUGAAUCAACCCAAGUGCUUAACAAAGUGUCUCUUUUGGAAUCGAAACUUAAGAAAUUACAAAGAGCAGCAUCAAACAAUCUUCAGUUGCUUAUUUGUGUAAUGGAGAGAAAACACAAAGGUUAUGCAGAUUUGAAGAGAAUUGCAGAGACGAGCAUUGGAGUUGUAAGCCAGUGCUGCUUAUAUCCAAACCUCAGCAGAUUGACUUCUCAAUUUCUCGCAAAUUUGGCUCUCAAGAUCAAUGCCAAAGUUGGUGGAUGCACUGUUGCCUUGUACAAUUCAUUACCCUCUCAAAUCCCACGUCUCUUCCGGUCCGAUGAGCCAGUGAUUUUUAUGGGUGCUGAUGUGACACACCCUCACCCACUUGAUGAUUAUAGCCCAUCUGUUGCUGCUGUGGUUGGUAGCAUGAAUUGGCCAGCAGCAAACAAGUAUGUUUCAAGAAUGAGGUCCCAAACACAUAGACAAGAAAUAAUCCAGGAACUUGGUGUAAUGGUCUGGGAAUUACUUGAUGAUUUUUACCAGGAAGUAAACAAACUCCCCCAAAGAAUAAUUUUCUUCAGAGAUGGAGUAAGUGAAACCCAAUUUUAUAAAGUGCUACAAGAGGAGCUGCAAGCCAUUAGAGUGGCUUGUUCUAGAUUUCCUGGUUAUAAACCUCUCAUUACUUUUGCAGUAGUCCAGAAGAGGCAUCACACAAGGCUAUUUCCUUUAGAAACCGAAUCAUCUUCUACUCAAAACCAGUGUUUGGAUGAAAAUAUUCCUCCAGGGACAGUGGUUGAUACUGUCAUUUCUCAUCCAAAGGAAUUUGAUUUCUAUCUUUGUAGCCAUUGGGGUGUGAAAGGAACAAGCAGGCCAACUCACUACCAUAUCUUAUGGGAUGAAAACCAAUUCACUUCUGAUGAACUACAAAAGCUGGUUUACAAUCUUUGCUACACAUUUGUGAGGUGCACCAAGCCAGUUUCUUUGGUUCCUCCAGCUUACUAUGCUCACCUAGCUGCAUACAGAGGCAGACUUUACCUUGAAAGGUCAGACUCCACAGCUUACAUGAGAAGUGCUUCUACAUUCUCCAGAGCUGCCCCUCCAAAAGCAACCCCUUUACCUAAGCUUAGUGAAAAUGUUAAGAACCUCAUGUUCUACUGCUAAUUUUUCUUGCUCUCUUAGCAUUCAGAAUUCUAAACUAUAUGACCUAUACACUUGAUUUCCACAAAGAUGUAGUAGUCUAGUAUAUGAUUGCCUAAGCUAGCUAGUUCUCAAUUUUAUGACUAACUUGUAGGCCAAUUCAAGAGUAAAUUUCAAAUUGUCUUGUUAGUCCUCUUAGAUGAACCACAUUGUAUUAAAAUAUUGUCAUAUUUAACAAGGAAAUGACCAUGUCAUGGUUUACAUGAUUAUCUUCUAUGUUAAA